Messenger RNA from Ilex paraguariensis (yerba mate), 1417 nucleotides. NCBI's taxonomy places the organism in Eukaryota, Viridiplantae, Streptophyta, Magnoliopsida, Aquifoliales, Aquifoliaceae. The record is from the annotation of a GenBank genome assembly.
CAGUUUUAUCCAUAAAAUAAACAUAACACCCGCCAAAACUCGCCAUCAAGUCAACAACCUAUGCAUCACCUUCAUGCUUCAGAUCAAAAGCCUUCUCCCUUAUUACUGCGAUUUCUCUCCCUUUUCCGUCAUUGCUCAACCAAAUGAAGACAACCCAACAGUUGAAACGGCUCAGAAAACCCACCAAAACCAUCCAAACCACCCCAGAUGCCUCCAACUCCUCAAUCAUUAAGGUGAAACCAAAACCCAGACCCAGACCCAAACCUAAACCCAAAUCUCAAUCUCAAUCCCAUUUAAUCCCGACUAUUUCACAGUCAUUAUUGUUGGAGAAAUGGUCGAUUUUGACUCCCGAUUUCUACCAAAUUGAUGCUCUUGAUCUUGCCCGGCGUCUACUCGGCAAGUACAUAAGGAGAGAUGAGGUUGUUCUUCAGAUUACAGAGGUAGAAGCAUAUAGGCCAAAUGAUUCAGCUUGUCACGGUCGCUUCGGCAUUACAGCAAGAACAGCCCCAGUUUUUGGACCUGGAGGGCAUGCAUAUGUUUACCUUUGCUAUGGUCUUCAUACCAUGCUCAAUAUUGUGGCAGACAAGGAAGGAGUUGGAGCUGCCGUCUUAAUUCGUUCCUGUGCUCCUGUCAGUGGAUUGGAAACCAUUCAGCAGCGUCGGGGUCAAAUAACUGACAAACCGGUUCUUCUCACGGGGCCCGGGAAGGUUGGUCAAGCAUUAGGAAUUUCGACAGAAUGGUCUAAUCAUCCUCUUUUCACUUCUGGUGGUUUAGAACUCUUAGAUGGACCAGAACCAAUUGAGAUACUUGUUGGUCCACGUGUCGGCAUCGAAUAUGCCUCACCUGAGCAUGUCAAUGCAUUAUGGAGAUUCGCAAUUGCUGGUACCUCUUGGAUAAGUGCACCUAAAAACACUCUCAGACCUCCCUAAACUUCAAGUCUAGCCGAGAGUAAGCUAGAGCUCAAGGUUGGAAGGGAACAGGAAAAACACAUAAGGAGGGCCUGAAUAACAAAAUUGUGGAAUACUUCAAGGACAAAACAGUGCAUGGAGAGGAGAAAAAGGAUUUCUAGUGUCUCUCUUUCCCCUUAUUCCCUGGUUUCAUCAAGCAUCUUACUAAUUGCAUUGGUUUUGAGUAGUUAAGAAGAGUUUUGCUUCUUCUGAGUUUGAAUGUUGGGAAAGGAGGCAUUUCUGAUAAGUUGGAGAUUUGCACCUUGAAACAAAGCCAUUGUGACCUGUAGGUCACAGGUUCGAAUCGUGAAAAUGUUCUCUCUACUUGCUGGGGUAAGAUUCUGUGAAUAUAAAUCUUCUUAGAAUCUGCAAUGACCGAAGUUUCGUGUAUUGGGUACGCUUUUUUUUUCCAUGUGAAUAUUGGUUAUGCUGAACAAUAAUUACUUCAUUCAUUAAAAAGAGUAAUGGGG